This is a messenger RNA of Seriola aureovittata, 2997 nucleotides long. It is a transcript of the gene slc16a12b, whose product is annotated as solute carrier family 16 member 12b. NCBI's taxonomy places the organism in Eukaryota, Metazoa, Chordata, Actinopteri, Carangiformes, Carangidae. The transcript is spliced from 7 exons. The record is from RefSeq and is a predicted model, not a curated record. Gene Ontology annotation, biological process: monocarboxylic acid transport; transmembrane transport. Gene Ontology annotation, molecular function: monocarboxylic acid transmembrane transporter activity.
GUGACUGACUCAGUAAGACAAACUCAUUAACUCAGGACCACCUUGGGACCAAAACCUGGACCAACAGCUGGACCAGCAGCUGGACCAGCUUGGGGAGCCCAGCUCAGUCUGCAGCUGCAGCAAUGGUUGAUGGGAAGCGACAGAGCGGCAGGGCUUCUCCUCCGGACGGUGGCUGGGGCUGGGUGAUCGUCGGCUGCUGCUUCAUGGUGACGGUCUGCACACGAGCAGUGACCAGGUGCAUCUCCAUCUUCUUCGUGGAGUUUCAGGCUCAUUUUGGAGCCGACUACUCAGCUACAGCCUGGAUCCACAGUCUGGUGGACUGCACCACCAUGCUCUGUGCUCCUGUAGGCAGUCUGGUUGGUAACAGGUGGUCCUGCAGGGUGGCGGUGAUGGUGGGUGGACUCCUGUCCUCCUGUGGUCUCCUCCUCAGCUCCUUCUCCUCCAGUCUGGAGCAGCUCUACUUCAGCCUGGGUAUCCUCUCAGGUCUGGGUUUCGCUCUGUGUUACACCCCCGCCAUCGCCAUGGUGGGCUGUUACUUCCGGCGGAGGAAGGCGUUGGCGUAUGGCAUCGCCAUGUCGGGCAGCGGGAUCGGGACCUUCAUGUUGGCGCCGGCCGUGCAGCUGCUGAUCGAGCUUUACUCGUGGAGGGGGGCGCUGCUUGUCCUCAGCGCCUUCGUCGCCAACCUCUGCGUCUGCGGGGCGCUGCUUCGACCAAUCACAGCACAAGAGGACGAGGAGGGGGCAGAGGGGGAGGAGCGGGAGUCAGCCAGUGAGGAGAGACGAGGUGAGGUGCAGUGACGUGUGCCGUCGUCAUCAUCACCUUCAUUUUUACCGUCGCUGCCCCUGCUGCCAGGAAACCCCGCCCCUCAGGUAAAGAGGAGGCGGUGCUUCAGUUCCUGCUUCCUGUCCAGUAAGGAGUACCGCUUCCUGCUGCUGCCAGACUUCCUGGGCCUGGCCGUGUCCUUCCUGUUCCUGGCGUGCGGCUGCAGCCUCCCCUUCGUCUACCUGGUGCCCUACGCUCUGAGCGCCGGCGUCAGCCACCAGCACGCCGCCUUCCUCAUGUCCAUCCUGGGAGUCAUCGACAUCGUGGGGAACAUCACCUUCGGAUGGCUGACAGACCGCAGGUGUGUGAAGCCGUACCGUCUGGCGUGUUACAUCGUCUCCGUGGGGAUGGAGGGAAUCUGCUGCCUCUUCACGCCGCUGCUUCGCUCCUUCCCGCUCCUCGUGCCCUUCGCCGUCCUCUACGGAUACUUUGACGGCGCCUACGUCGCUCUGAUCCCUGUGGUGACGUCGGACGUGGUGGGAGCUCCAUACCUGUCCUCGGCACUGGGUGUGGUCUACUUCCUUCACGCCAUCCCCUACCUCAUCAGCCCUCCCAUUGGAGGUUGGUUGGUUGACGUCACAGGAAGUUAUACGGCCACCUUCUUCCUCAGUGGCACUGCCCUGCUGGCAAGUGCACUCAUCCUCUCCACCGUGGUCGGGAUUCGUAGGUGCUGCCGCCGCCACCAUGUGACCACUGUCGCCAAUGAAACCAAGGACACCAAGCAUGAGGCCCUCCCCCUCAGCCCGUCCAACCAAUCACACUGCUUCAUCGCCUUCAACAAGGAGGCAGUCAGUCAGGUCAUCGCCUCGUAGCCUCAGAGGAAACGACCAAUUAGAUUCAAUGACACCAAAGACGACUGGAGGCGUGGGCUGUGAUUGGAUGAGCCAGGCACCAAUCAAAUGAAAGCCAGUGGAAGGUUUUCAAUGCAAGAAUCAAAAAGACUGACAAAACUUUAUGGUUUUAUUUUGUAGCAACAGGAAAUAAGCCUCUGUCACGUGACUGUGACGUCUGGACAAUCCCCCAAUUAGACAGGACGAUAAAGAGAAGGAUAAGUGGAAGAUGCUAAUGCUAGCAGACAGGCUAACUGGCAGCUUCUCGUACCUUCAGGCAGGAAAAAAACAUUCAAACAAACAAACAAAAAAGUACUUACAUGUUGAUGUCACCGCUGCGUCUGCCUUAAACUUUAAAGUGACAGUUUGGAUCCGAGGUGGUUUGAGUCGCCCACUGGUCGAGCUACAGUCACAAUGAGUGGACGUCUGUACGGAGACACACUGAGGCCAAAAGUCUGAACACGAAGAGGUUGAUUUAAAAACUCCAACGUUUCCACAGAUUAAAACACAUCUGUGAUGAAACCAGAUAAUUCAUAGUCUGUGACGUCAUGAGAUCAGUGACAGACUUUUAAAAUUAUGAUUUCCUGACUGAUGGUCGGACCCUGAACGCUCCGCUCUGAUUUCACAAGUUUAGAGUAAGAAACAAAAAAAAAGGAAAAAGACAAUCACAUGAUGCUUGUAGAUUGAGUCAGCUUUAAGACAGUUAUUGAUCUAUCAGACAGUUAUUGAUAUCUAUAGUUGUUAUUGAUAUGUAUAGUUGUUAUUGAUCUCUCAGGGAGGUAUUGAUCUCCCAGUGAGUUUUAUUAACAAGUCGAUCAGAGUUAGAUUUUUGCUGCUGCAGGAAGUUGAACUCAUUACCAAAGUGUUUUUAUGUUUCCAGUGAAGCUCAGAGGAACAAAGACGUCCUCACGUUUUUAACUCAAUAGAAUAAAAAAACAUUAGAUGGAUUUUAAAUAAAAGUUUAGGAGUGCUGACACUCAGUAGGUGGAGGGAAAUCAUCACCAGUCACAAACAUUUACCCUGACUGAGCUUCCUGUUCAUGUCAAAAUAAGAGUCUGGUGCUGGUGUGAAAGACCUGAGUGAAAAAAGCUGCUGUUCUUCAUUAGAAUAUUUACACAAAAUUAAAUGUCACUGUUUUUCUUUUGUUUGUUACCGACCUCCAUCACUUCACAAACACAUGAUGACGAUCGUUUUAUUGAUGAUGUUAUUAAUUAAAGGAACAUUCUGUCAGAGCCGAUGUCUCCUGUUUGUGUUUAUGUCCUCCACGACUUUAACUAGAACUGAAUAGAGAUGAAGCAGUUUAACAUGAACUCGAGUUUUUACAUAGUCAUUAAAACAGUUUUCA